Molecule: messenger RNA, 1136 nt
Organism: Asparagus officinalis (garden asparagus)
Lineage: Eukaryota; Viridiplantae; Streptophyta; Magnoliopsida; Asparagales; Asparagaceae
Product: syntaxin-124-like
Exons: 2
Coding region: 150-1085 (311 amino acids)
Biological process (GO): exocytosis; intracellular protein transport; vesicle fusion
Cellular component (GO): endomembrane system; SNARE complex; plasma membrane
Molecular function (GO): SNAP receptor activity; SNARE binding
Source: RefSeq, a predicted model, not a curated record
CUCUACUCAAAAUUUUGGAAAUUCAAUAAUCCCAUCCUCAACAUACCCACAUUGUAUCCAAUAUUUCCCCCCUCCCUCCCAUUGUUAAAUGGCAGUGAGGCUCUUAUAACCAAAUAAAUUCUCUAGUCAAUCAAUAAUCCUGAUCAAACAUGAACGACCUUUUCUCAACGGCCUCCUUCAAGCGCUACACGGACCUCAAAGAGCAGGUCCGCCUCGACGAGAUGGAGACCGGCACCUCCACUGCGGGCCCCGCCCACGAGACCGUCAACCUCGAGAAAUUCUUCGAGGACGUCGAGAACGUGAAAGAGGACCUCAAGUCUCUCGAACAGCUCCACAAGCACCUCCAAGACCUCAACGAGGAGACGAAACUCGCGCACAACGCCAACACUGUGAAAGACCUCAGAUCGCGGAUGGACCGUGAUGUGGAGCAAGUACUACGAAAGGCAAAAGUUGUGAAAGGAAAGCUUGAAGCUCUUGAUAAGUCGAACGCGGCGAACCGGAAAAUUCCUGGGUGUGGGCCGGGGAGCUCGGCGGAUCGAACUCGUACAUCUGUGGUAGGUGGUCUUGGUAAAAAGCUGAAAGAUUUGAUGGAUGCGUUUCAGAGCUUGAGAGCCAAAAUGGCGGCGGAAUACAAAGAGACUGUAGGAAGACGGUAUUUCACGGUAACCGGAAAGCAACCCGAUGACGAUACAGUUGAGGCCAUGAUAUCCUCCGGUGAGAGCGAGAACUUCUUACAAAAAGCAAUCGAGGAGCAAGGUCGCGGACAGGUGAUGGACACGAUAAUGGAGAUUCAAGAACGGCACGACGCAGUGAAGGAGAUAGAGAAGAGCUUGAUGGACCUGCAUCAGGUUUUCUUGGACAUGGCGGCGCUGGUCGAGGCUCAGGGACACCAGUUGAACGAUAUCGAGAGUCACGUGGCGCACGCGAGCUCGUUUGUGAGGAAGGGGACGGUGGAGCUGGAGACGGCCAGGGAGUAUCAGAAGAGCUCGAGGAAGUGGGCGUGUUUGGCCGUGCUGCUUGUGAUUGUAAUUAUCAUUGUGGCGCUUGUGCCUCUGCUUAUUAAUUUAGGGGUCAUACAUUUUUGAGGUUCGAAAAUUGAAUGUUCCAAGUGAGAGAGGGUUGACAUUGACAACGUG